CGAUAGCAGUCGACGUGUGGUGUCAUACUUUUAAGUCAAUUCAAAAAUACGGAUUCGUCUUUUGUGUGCUGGAGACUUAAACAAAGAUCACUUUUUUUUAACGAAACAAAAUAGAAAAUUAUUCAGACAAAUCUUGCAAACUAAACUUGUUAAUGGAUUUUGUUCGAUACAUUUACGGAAUGUAAUAAUAUAUCGAGUGUGCUGAUAUUUAUUGAUUGAUUUAAGUUUUUCAGUUAAGUUUUUCAUCAUCCUGGUUAACUUAAUACAAAGACAAACUGUUAUAUUAAACCGUGGCAUUAAAAGAUGAGCAAUAAACAUAUACAAUAUUACGAAACAAUAUUCCUGUGACCUAACUCUAGAACGUAAACUUUGGCUUGGCGACCAGCAAGGGACUCACAAGUGUAAUAAAAUCAGGAACGGUUUCAUGAGAGUAGCAAAAUCAGGAACAGUUUCACGAGAGUAAUUAAACCAGGAACGGUUUUACUAGACUAGUAACACCAGGAAGGUCCCACUAGAGUAGAAAGAAAAAGGAAUAGUAUCACAAGAUCAGUAAAACCAGGAACGGUAAAGCGAGAGCACUAGUUUCACUGCUCAUAAUCUACCAGCAAGAGACUAGUCAAGAAAAAAAAUUCAAAUACAGCUCCACCUAAAGAGCAUCAACAAUAAUAUCAAACAUUCAGAACCUCAAGCAUUCAUUCAGUAACUGCACAUACUGAAUAGUCUUCCUCCACUCUUUAGCAUGCUUACAGUGAGAACCUUCAAUAUCCGCUGGGUCAAGCUGCUGGUCAGUGCCAGUGCAUGCUUCACCCUCACCGUUCUCUGCACAGGCUACGUCUUGUCCAAACUGAUGUCCACAAACCUGGUCAGCGUCUUGGACAGGCGAGUAGAUAGAAGUCUAGGUGAUCAGUUUUCUCAAGACGUCCAGGGGUUUCCAGACACCUUCUGGCAUGAGUUUGCACCCAAUCGACAAUCAACCAAUGAGCAUAAUCAAAUCAUCUUAAUACGCCGUCCCAAGGGUAUUGACCUAGAUCCAAAACCAGUCACUUUGGUAGCGAACAUUUCAUUAGCGGGCUUAGGAUUAGCAGAGCUUCCGGCUAGCCGCCCGCCCCAGUGCGUUCUGUUGGGCUUCGGGAAAUGUGGCACGUCUGCUCUGCUCGAGUUCCUUGAUCUUCACCCUCAGAUCGUCACGCUGGACUGGGAGAUUGACUACUUUUGUGAGAGGAUGUACCCCAAGUACGAUCUUCAGUGGUAUGUCAAGAGAAUGCCGCCAUCUUACUCCGACCAAAUCACGAUAGAGAAGUCUCCCUGUUACAUUGUUGAACAUGACUCACAUAUCAGGAUGCAUGCCAUGAACAGUUCACUGAAGAUUAUGGUGAUUAUUCGAGACCCCAUCACUCGACUUUUGUCCGAGUAUGGUCACUACUACGCCACCGAGACUUACUGGGGACGACCGGCCGUCUCUUUUGAGGAGAGAGUUUACAACCACAAGACCAAGGAGUUCAGAACGGCGCAGAUUCUCAAAGUGGGCGAUUACAGUCCUCACUUUGAGCACUUGCUGAAAGUGUUCCCCAGAAACCAAAUUCUCAUAGUAGAUGGCGAUAAGCUGGUCACUGACCCACUAUCACAAGUCAGAUUAGUAGAAGAAUUUCUCGGACUUCAACACGAGGUCAGUAAACAAGACAUUUACUUCGACAAUGCCAAAGGAUUUUUUUGCAUGAAGUUACGAAACUCCGGAGAAACGAAAUGUCUCGGGAAAAGCAAAGGGAGGCAACACGUGCAAAUCGACGCAAACUUCAAGAAAAAGCUGAUAGAGUUCUUUGCCCCUUAUAACGAACAAUUUUUCAAACUUGUAGGCCAGAAAUUUGAUUGGUUAAAAUAAACAGGUGAUACUUUGGUUUAAAUUCGUGUAAAUAUAAAUUGAAAACACAAAAACAAGAAGAGAAUCCGUUUUUUUUUAAUUAAGUAUAUAUUUAAAAUUGAUUGAUAGAAGAAAAUAUGAUUAUUCACAUAAGAUUGAGUAAAAUUAAUUUUUAAAAACAUCACAAUUAUCCAUAUACUGUAUUUGUAAACCAUAGUGUCCGGACAUUGCUUUAAAAUGUGCAGUUUCAUGUAUUAUUUGUAUUUUAUUGGAAUAUGAUUUAA
Biomphalaria glabrata is the source of this 2142-nucleotide messenger RNA. Its product is annotated as heparan sulfate glucosamine 3-O-sulfotransferase 1-like. Gene Ontology annotation, molecular function: [heparan sulfate]-glucosamine 3-sulfotransferase activity. The record is from RefSeq and is a predicted model, not a curated record. NCBI's taxonomy places the organism in Eukaryota, Metazoa, Mollusca, Gastropoda, Planorbidae. The coding region runs from base 740 to 1879 and encodes 379 amino acids. The transcript has 7 exons.